This is a messenger RNA of Lynx canadensis (Canada lynx), 1893 nucleotides long. It is a transcript of the gene ASIC1, whose product is annotated as acid sensing ion channel subunit 1. The coding region runs from base 1 to 1677 and encodes 558 amino acids. Lineage: Eukaryota; Metazoa; Chordata; Mammalia; Carnivora; Felidae. Gene Ontology annotation, cellular component: membrane. Gene Ontology annotation, biological process: sodium ion transmembrane transport. The record is from RefSeq and is a predicted model, not a curated record. The transcript is spliced from 10 exons.
AUGCCCAUCCAGAUCUUCUGCUCUGUGUCAUUCUCCUCUGGAGAGGAAGCCCCAGGGCCCUUGGGAGAUGUUUGGGGUCCGCACCAGCGGCGGCAGCGGGACAAGUCAGAAUCAGAAGAGGAGGAAGAGAAGGAAAAGGAGGCAGUGAGGAAGAAGGCUAGAGAGGGGGAUUCGCCCAUGGAUUUGGUGGCCUUUGCCAACAGCUGCACCCUGCAUGGCACCAGCCACAUCUUCGUGGAGGGGGGUCCAGGGCCGAGGCAGGCCCUGUGGGCAGUGGCCUUUGUUCUGGCACUGGGUGCCUUCUUGUGCCAGGUAGGGGACCGCGUUGCCUAUUACCUCAGCUACCCGCACGUGACUCUGCUAGACGAGGUGGCCACCACGGAGCUGGCCUUCCCGGCGGUCACCCUCUGCAACACUAAUGCUGUGCGGCUGUCCCAGCUCAGCUACCCCGACUUGCUCUACCUGGCCCCCAUGCUGGGGCUGGAUGAAAGUGAUGACCCUGGGGUGCCUCUGGCCCCACCGGGGCCUGAGGCCUUCUCUGGGGAGCCCUUUAACCUGCACCGCUUCUACAAUCGCUCUUGCCACCGGCUGGAGGACAUGCUGCUCUAUUGUUCCUACUGCGGGGGGCCCUGUGGCCCUCACAACUUCUCGGUGGUCUUCACACGGUAUGGAAAGUGCUACACAUUCAACUCGGGCCGAGAUGGGCGUCCACGGCUGAAGACCAUGAAGGGUGGGACUGGCAAUGGGCUGGAGAUCAUGCUGGACAUCCAGCAGGACGAGUACCUGCCCGUAUGGGGAGAGACUGAUGAGACGUCCUUCGAAGCGGGCAUCAAAGUGCAGAUCCACAGUCAGGAUGAACCUCCCUUCAUCGACCAGCUGGGCUUUGGUGUGGCCCCAGGGUUCCAGACCUUUGUGUCCUGCCAGGAGCAGCGGCUCAUCUACCUGCCCCCGCCCUGGGGCACCUGCAAAGCUGUUACCAUGGACUCGGAUUUCUUCGACUCCUACAGCAUAACUGCCUGCCGCAUCGACUGUGAGACACGCUACCUGGUGGAGAACUGUAACUGUCGCAUGGUGCACAUGCCAGGGGAUGCCCCAUACUGCACUCCAGAACAGUACAAGGAGUGUGCGGAUCCUGCUCUGGACUUCCUGGUGGAGAAGGACCAGGAAUACUGUGUGUGUGAAAUGCCCUGCAACCUAACCCGCUAUGGCAAGGAGCUGUCCAUGGUCAAGAUCCCCAGCAAAGCGUCAGCCAAGUACCUGGCCAAGAAGUUCAACAAGUCUGAGCAGUACAUAGGGGAGAACAUCCUGGUGCUGGACAUUUUCUUUGAAGUCCUCAACUAUGAGACUAUUGAGCAGAAGAAGGCCUAUGAAAUUGCAGGGCUCCUGGGUGACAUUGGAGGCCAGAUGGGCCUGUUCAUUGGGGCCAGCAUCCUCACAGUACUGGAACUCUUUGACUACGCCUAUGAGGUCAUUAAGCACAAGCUGUGCAGAAGAGGAAAGUGCCAGAAGGAGGCCAAAAGGAGCAGCGCGGACAAGGGUGUGGCCCUUAGCCUGGAUGACGUCAAAAGACAUAACCCGUGUGAGAGCCUCCGGGGCCAUCCUGCCGGGAUGACGUAUGCUGCCAACAUCCUACCUCACCAUCCGGCCCGAGGCACUUUUGAGGACUUUACCUGCUGAGCCCCGCAGGCCACCGUACCAAAGGCCUAGGUGGGGAGGGCUAGGAGAAUAAGGGGGCCCUCAGUUGCGCCCCUCCGCAUCUGCCCUGGGGACUCACUCCCCCCUCCCAAGGUAGUCCCCCACUCCUGGGCAGUCCUUUCCUCUUGUCUGUGGUGAGGAAGGAGUCUUGACCAUAGAGCCCUCUCCCUGCCUCUAUCCCGUUCUUUUUAUUUUUAC